AUGCCUACUGAAAGAAUAUAAAGGUUGUUUUGAAAUAUAAUUUCUAAAAAUUAUUGUAUGUAGAUCUAAAUCUAUAUUGACUAUUUUGCUUAGAGUGACAUACAUUUCCUAAUGACAAAAUCUUACUUAGCUUGCUAUUUAGUAUUUUGUGCUAAGCUUCACCACUUCAUCUUGUCUCAUAUUUGAAAAGUAUUCUAAAACUCGGUUAGUAGACCGCCCUUGGCAACAUGUUUACCUUUUAUUUUCCACUGCUGUUUGUAACCUUAUAAGUUUAAUUUAACAAGAUAAUUCUGCCUCACAAUGAACGUCUCAAUAAAUAAUGAUCCCCUUAAUUUUACUUCAUGUGAUAAAUGCAAAAAGGAACAAACGACAAAAGGAACAGAACAGCUGUUUUUAAAGUCUGUUUCCAUUUGGGUCAACAAACCCCACGUCGUGAACAGACGACUUUGCGGAUCCAAGAUAAACCAAGUGUACCGACUUCAUUCUAAAACGGAGGUGCUGGAAGUUUUGCAGAAUAAUUGCUGCAGAUUAAAUGAUGUACAAGAACAUUUACAUUUUACAGACUUGGCUGAUGAAACCACGCCUUUUGUUUUGAUUAUUAGAGAACUAGUUCCAAAAUCUGAGUUCUUUCCAAAACUUUUAGAGGCUGUUGUUUAUGAUAAAGAAAGAGCAUCAGUUAGUUUUAUACCUGUUGGACAAGACUGUGUUGGAGUCAGGGAAAGUAUUGCCCCUACAUUUGAACUCAAGUACUGCUUUCAGUUCCAAAAAAUUAAUGAAACUUUCCCAGCUUGGGCCCAGGUGAAUGAGAUUGUCCUAUCCUGGUCAUGUGAUCAUGAAGAAAAUGAAGAAACUCGCAGGCAGUUGUCGUCCCAUUGGCUACACUCUACUCUGCUGGAAAAACUAGUCAUUUGGUCUCACAUCAAUGACAUUUCAACCUCAGCUACAUCCUUGACCCUGGUCCCCAUUGACAAGUACAAAGACACUUAUGUCAGACUUAAAAACUGUUAUGGAAGAGAUUUAGUCAAGAAUUGGACAGAGAGAACAGAUCCUAAAAAGUUUGUUUAUGAAGAUGUGGCUAUAGCUGCAUAUCUCUUGCUGAUAUGGGAAGAGGAUCGCAAAAAGAAAGGGAUAUCAAAGAAACAAAGCUUUGUAGACCUGGGCUGUGGAAAUGGAUUACUUGUUUACAUUCUCACUAAAGAAGGGCAUAAGGGGCUGGGGAUUGACUUGAGGAAGAGAAACAUCUGGGACACAUUUGGUCCUGACAUUGACCUCAGGGUAGAAACCAUCAGUCCCUCUGCUGAUCAUUUGUUCCCAGACUACGACUGGAUCAUUGGCAACCACAGUGAUGAGCUCACUCCAUGGAUUCCAGUAAUAGCUGCCAGGUCCUCCUACGACUGUUGUUUUUUUGUCUUGCCAUGCUGCCACCAUGAUUUUGUCGGGAAAUUUGGUGUCAGUGAGAAGGGGAAAAGUCGCUACGAGUCCUACCUGGACUACGUGAAGGAGAUUGUGUCGUACUGCGGCUUUCACCCCGAGUCUGAUACACUGAGGAUACCGUCAACAAAGAGGAUUUGUUUUAUUGGCCGUGCGAGGAAGUACAAGAAGGAGGAAGAACCUGUGGCUGAUGUGGAGAGGCAAGCCUUCAUAGACAAGAGGACAACCCACAGCCACAGUCUGAUCUCACACAGGCAGAAGUACCCGUACAUCCCAGCAAAGAGGGCCCAGUCUGCUGAGUGCUCACAGCUUCAGGGGUCAGACUCUGGUAGUCAGGGGUCACAGGCUGGUACCCAGGGUCAGGGGUCAGAGGUUACUUGCCAAACUGAAAGAUUAGCUCACCCACCUCAGCUAAAACCAGGGGACUGUAGUGACGUGGACAUGGAGUUGAACUAUGAACCUGACCUUAGCUCAGCGCCAGGAGAAAUUUCGAAUCCUCUGGUCACAGAUAAAAGAAAAUGUGAUAACCUUGACCCUGGUCCACUUCAAAGGUUAGACGCAACGAGUCAUCAGGUCAAAAAAAUAAAGAACAGUAGUGCAUCCUGCAGGCAUAUAUCAGCAGACAGUUCCUGUAAUCAACAAGCAGAUACAGAUAACACACAAUGUUCUGCCGUGACAUGUACGGGUGAAUCCGCAAACUCCUACAGCAGCUGUGAAAAAGUGUCAGAAUCCAUGGAUUCCAGGAACAGCAUUGGAAACAAUUCAGUGGACGGCGUCUCGCUGGGCGGGGCUAAACAGUGGGCGGCGGAGUUCCAGCCGAGGGCGGAGGAGAGAGUGAGGAACUGUCAGAGCGUGCCGGAGCACAUCAAGCUGCAGAUAGUCAGCGCCGUGUUCCAGCUGGUGCUGAAUGCCCCUGAUGCUGUCAGGGUGACACUGGAGACUGGGAGGACUUGGAGAAGGGGAGGGUCUGUGCCGCUGAACCAAGUAGCGGAAUUGUUUGACAAGCCAACGCUACAUGCCCUCAAGUCUGAGUGUGGAGGUCUCCAGACUUUGUUGCGCAACCACAGCCAUGUGUUUCAAGUAACUGGAGGUCAGGUACAACUAAGGGACUUCACCCAAGCCGACCCAUGGAAGGGAAGAAACCCAAACAAACUGAAGGGGAAGCAACAGAGGGACACAAGGAAGACAACUCUCUGCUGGUUCCAUGUCCACCACCCAGAAGGCUGCCCUAGGCCCAGUGAUGAGUGCCAGUUUGCUCAUGGGCAGAUAGAGCUAAAGAGGAAAGAAACAGCUGAUGUUAAGUAGUAGUCAGUUUUAGCAGUAGCAAACUGGGCUAUAAAUAGAUGUCAUUAGCUAGAGCUUUUGAGUUAUGUUUAUUUGAUUUGGAAAGAUAUUUCACAUCAUUGUAAUGUCAACAUACUGUAACAUAAUGUAUUGCUGAUAUGUGCUAGAACAUGAGGUGUGUACUGGAACAUUUAGAGUGUGCUAGAACAUAUAAAAAGUGCUAGAACAUUUAAAGUAUGCAAGAACACAAAAGGUGUGGUAGAACAUAUAAAGUGUAAUAGAACACUUAAUGAGUGCAAGAACAUAUAUAGUGUGCUAGAACAUAUAAAGUGUGCUAGAACAUUUAAAGCGUGCUGGAACAUAUAAAGUGUGCUAGAAUAUUUAAAGUGUGCAAGAAAAUGUAAAGUGUGCUAGAAUAUAUAAUGAGUGCUAGAAUAUAUAAAGUGUGCAAGAAAAUAUAUAGUGUUCUAGAACAUAAAGUGCGCUAGAACAUUUAGUGUGUGUUAGAACAUGUAAAGUGUCUAGAACAAAUGAUAUGUAAAAGAAAUUGUCAUGUGUUCAUAACAUGUUCUAAAAUGUUCUGUUUAUUUUUCCAACACCUAAUACUGUCCUAUAUAAUGAGUACUCCCUGCUCUGUUAGACAAUAAAAUCAGUCAGCAUUGUCAACACCUCUCUAUCAUAAAACCCAUGUUCCCUUGUUAUUUUACCUAUGAGAUACUUAAUUCAGUUUAUAAUCUUUUAAU
Molecule: messenger RNA, 3458 nt
Organism: Physella acuta
Lineage: Eukaryota; Metazoa; Mollusca; Gastropoda; Physidae
Product: putative tRNA (uracil-O(2)-)-methyltransferase
Biological process (GO): tRNA methylation
Molecular function (GO): metal ion binding; tRNA (uridine) methyltransferase activity
Source: RefSeq, a predicted model, not a curated record